UGCUCGCAGGCCUCGCCCCUGACGUCGUGGUCGAUAUUGCAGCUCGAAGCCUUGCCUUCUGGCAGUAUCAAACCUCGCAGGAGGCCGCCUUCCAAGCCAUGAUCCUCAAAUCAGCCCAAGAGCGCAACUCAGUUCUCGAGAAGCGCAUGCAGUCUCUAAUCGUUGAGGCCAACGGCGAGAUCAAUAUCCUCAAGCAGAAGAAUGCAAGCCUUGACAAGGGUGAGCCGAGGUUGCGAGAUGCCUGCCAAUUCCUGCCUCGCACCUGCCUCGGAUCCCGGCUCAACGUCGCGCCUCGCCUCCGCGCCUUUUAUGACAGAUCUCGCUCACGAGAAGCGCAGGGGUAGGGAGUUGCAGGAGACGCUAAGAGCCGUUUCGAAGGACUACGAGAAGCUCAAGGUCAGCCAGGACAUGGUCGUGUGAUGCGAAUCAGACGCAAAGAUAGCAGAGCUGACGACCGCCAAUUUGAUCUCGCGCUCACGCACGUACGUCGCGAUCCGGACCCUUGCUCCUCAUUGUCUUACUCGCACUCCGCUUGUCAACAGUCUCGCGCCGAUCAAGAGCAGGGCCAAAACCAACACAACCAGCAGCAGCAGCAGCAGCAGCAAUCUCAGCGUAGCCUUUUCAACAAUAGCAGCAGCGGCCGCCUGCACACAACCACCGCCGCCACGCCGCCCCUUGGCCCAGCAGGCGUGGCGCAAGCUGGCCCUACCCCGUUUUGGCAGGCCAAUACGUCCCAGCAAGGUCCAGUGCAUCGUCAAAGCUUUGUUGCUCCUACGCCCGUACGAGGCGUCAGCUCGGGAGGUAUCGGCGGCGGUGUGGGAAGCACAAUUUACAACGAUCGAGCAGUAUCCAGCCCACAACACGGCCGCUUCACGCCGACGGGGAUGAGGUCGAGCGGUACGAGGAUUUCGAGGGACGGAAUCGGAGCAAACAUGCCUAGCGUAUUCGGGCAGACUGCCACCUCUUCCGUCAUGGGGCCGCCUACAGGUGAUGCGGGGGCGGGCACCGGAGGUCUGUUAGCAACGCCCUCGAGGCGCAACAAUACGGCUGGCUCUGGGUACGUCAUGGGCACGCCCAGGCGUUGAACAAGGGGCCCAGCCGCGAUACGAUACACAUUCAGCACGACGUCGAGCAUUUCACAGUCACUACCAAUCCACGACUCCCACAGCGAUACCUUACCACACAUCAUCUUACGGGCGAAGUUACCCCUCACCACUUCCGGCUGUGUUUUUGUCUUCUCACUCACUUCCCCUCCAUCCUUCGAGUCAGAGAAGCGCGCUCGACUCAGGCUCGAGUUGAGCUGGCCGAGGGCGAGCGCGAAAGCGAUGUAAACUUCAAUUCGAUCAGAGUAUUCACAGCCACAUCAGCUCGGGUGAUUUGCACGAGAUAAGUUGAGCGUGAAGUGAAGGAAAUCGUUACAGGAGCAAGGAGAGCCAAUGCCGAGCGCGAAGAUUGAGAGAA
Molecule: messenger RNA, 1461 nt
Organism: Jaminaea rosea
Lineage: Eukaryota; Fungi; Basidiomycota; Exobasidiomycetes; Microstromatales
Exons: 2
Coding region: 420-1085 (221 amino acids)
Source: RefSeq, a predicted model, not a curated record